UCAGUCUGGGACGUCGGAGUUAGCUACCACUAGAUAUCUAAUCCCCUUCCCCGCGUCUCUGUUUGGGAAACGGACCCAUGACACGGCAGAUUUGAUCUCAGGAGGUGAUCCCGGGUUCCCCAGGAGUCAGAAUCUCACUUCGGGUCACUUUCCUCCUUCCCUUCCCCUCCUCCCCCUUCCACCCAUCAAAGCGCUGGUUGCCAUGGAGAACUCAUCUGUGGCGUCCGCUUCAUCUGAGGCUGGGAGCACGCGCUCACAGGAGAUCGAAGAGCUGGAGCGCUUCAUCGACAGCUAUGUGCUGGAGUACCAGGUGCAGGGGCUUCUGGGAGACAAGGCAGAUGGAGACUUGGACUUGGACAAUGGUGGCAAGGUACCACAGUGGACAGAUGACUGUAACAACAAGAAAGAUGGCAGCUGGACAUCUUCACGGGGGAGAGGCUCAUUCAAGCCAGACGAGUGGGAACACAGCAGUAACGGCAGUACAGGUUCCAGGCCCAGUUCAGGUUCUCGACCGGGAUCUGGCUCACGCUCCGGCAGCAGAGGCAGAAACAACCAGUUCAAAGGCCCUGCCAAGGUACAGAACGGGAACAGAGAUGGCUCCUUUGACAUCCUGGGGACAGACAUAUGGGCUGCCAACACAAUGGACUCACACGGGGGUGCAGGGUGGGACGUGCAGCCAGAGAAACUGGACUUCAGCCAUUUCCACAGGAAACACUUAAGAGGAACGCCAAAGCACCUGCCACACAUUGACAGAGAGGGGAUGAACAAGAACAAAUUUGAGGAAGAUGACGGCAUAGACAUGAAUGAAAUAGAAAGGUUCCUACCCCAUCUGCGCUCUGUCUUCCCACCCCUUCCUAAUGACGCCGAGAUCGCACACACCAAAAAGCUCUUCCGACGCAGGAGGAAUGACCGACGAGCGGUUGAUCAGUUCACCCGAGACCAGUUAACCAUUCUUCUGCCUACUGGCCCUGGGGGAAAGCGGCAAGUCUCAGCCAGGAGACAGCAGCGGCCUCAGGGAGGAGGAGGUGGAGGAGGAGGAGGCAGCGGAGGGAAGAACCAACCUCAGCUGAUACAACAACAGUCACCACAGCACCAGCGGGAUCAAACCCAACAACAUUCUCCAAACCAACAGCAGCAGAAUUUCACAGAACUGGGAGACAACAGAAACAGCAGUGCUGGUCGGCCGCCUCGCCAGUAUCAAGGAGGACAUGGGCAGCGCCAAGGAGGACCGCCACACCACGGGUAUAGCCAGAACCGGCGUUGGCACCACAAUCAGAAAGGUCAGGGGCACGGACAGACAAACACUGCAGGUGAUAAAGGAGUACCCCCAAGAACAACCAAAGACAAAGAGACUGAGAAUGUAAAACCGGGUGACGAGCAGCUCAGACCACCUCAAGACUUCGGCGGCAAGAGUCCCAGUGAGUCACCCCAGUCUGAGUCGACACCCACUACAAACGCUUUCCCAGAUGUGACAGUUAAUAAGGAAUCUCCCAACCCACCAGGAAGUGGAAAAGCAAGCGAGGGCCAGUCGGAGCAGCCCAAAAUCAGCUUGCUACAGUCAUCAAAGGAGAGGCUGAGGAGGAGACUAAAGGACAAGGAGGAGGCACGUGUGGAGGCGUCGGGCUCCGGAUCACAGAGCAUGGACCGGCUGGUGGACCUUCUCAACAGCAUGAGGAGCAACAGCAGUGGGGUGGAGCAGCAGCUGGCCUCCUUCAUGGAGGAGGCUCAGUGUUCGGCACGUUCCGAGGAGACCCUGGCUCAGGUGGUCAGCACCAUCUACUCCAAGGCCGUGUCAGACAGGAGCUUCGCGGCCACGGCCGCCAAGCUCUGCGACAAGAUGGCGCUGUUCAUGGUGGACGGGACCAAGUUCAGAUCGCUGCUCCUCAACAUGCUGCAGAGGGACUUCUCCGGCCGAGAGGAGCUCCAGCAGUCAGAUGUGGAGAGGUGGUUAGGUUUCAUCACCUUCUUGUGUGAGGUAUUUGGUACCAUGAGGAGCAGCUCCGGGGAGCCGUUCAGGGUGCUGGUGUGUCCCAUCUACACCUGCCUACGAGAGCUGUUGGAGUCCACAGAUGUUAAGGAAGAUGCAGUCCUCUGCUGUUCCAUGGAGUUGCAGAGCAUGGGGCGCCUCCUGGAGGAGCAGCUCCCAGAGAUGAUGACAGAGCUCCUAGCGGCCGUCAGGGACAAGAUGCUUUGUCCGGCCGAAUCCCAGCUGACCCGCUCUCUCCUCAUGGAGGUCAUCGAGCUGCAUGCACACCGCUGGAGCCCCCUGGAGGCUCUCACCACCCAAUACUACAACCGUACCAUCCAAAAGCUCACCACCACUGCCUAGGUGCCAGCUGCCCCUGGAGGAGAGGAGACAAGCCCCCCCCCGACGCCCAGAGGAAACAUUUUCCAGUCGAGCAUCAAUCUGCUCUUCUAGUUAAACCAAAACACAGGAAUUUAACAAUCACGUCACUCUCCUCCCUAAAUAAGCCCGUGCUUUACGUGGUUGUUUAUCUGUACAUUUUGAUAAUUUCUCCAUGAUCGGUGACCACUGCCACAAACAAACCAGACACUACCCACUAAACAGGCAGCCACUGAGGCAACACUACAUGUGGCGUUCAAAUAACGAGAAGCAUUUGACACGUAUUUGAAAAAACGGUAACGUAUAUAUGGCCAGUAGGGGCGUGCUUGGCCACACAGUGCGGGGGCUCGCCUGGCUGUGGCUGCUGAGGGAUAAAGGAGGGGUCACGCAGGGGAGAGGAGGCGAGGGCAGCAGCCUGCCCGUAGGGAAUAGAGAGAUCCGUACCCAAAGCUGAAUGGAGGACGGGGGGUCAGGGUAGUUCGUGUCAGUCUCUUCAUUGUGUUCAUUUGCCCACCACCCUCCCCUGCUGUCUGUCUCUUUCUCCUCCCCCUCUUCUGUCUCUCCGUCAGCCCCUGGGGUCUGUGUGGCUGAUAAAAGAGAGAGGAGGAGGAGGAGGAGGCGGCAGGGAGUAGACACGAUGCUGUCUGUCUGGGCCGUCUGCCCCGCCGGGCCAGGGACCAGGUCAAAGGGCCUCGCUGUGGCGCUCCCCAGCUCCCACAGCUCCUCCCUGCCUUUGUCUCCGCGGCUCCCCACCACCACCACACACCCCAGCAGGAUGCCUUUUUGUGGGGAUGAGACAGCGGGCCUGCUGGGCCGGGCUGGACUAAGGAUAAGGAUCAGGCUGGCUAGAGUAGGGUGGCAGAUGGCUGCUUGAGCCCAUGUGAGGCGACACACUCCUAACACACCCCUCUGGCACCCCAGCUCCCUGCUCCCCGAGCACGGGCCAGUGUCAGCAGCAGACACAGAAGGAAUAUGGGGGGGGGGGGCGCAGCAUUAGAAAAACAUUAAAACAGAAACUGCUGUCUGAUAAUUCUUUUGUUUUUGUCCUGCAGGGGAAUGUCUCUUCUCCUCUGUUAAGCCGUGCAUGUCCACGCUUUGUUAACCACAUCAGUGAUAAUAUUAUAUUAUUUUUUUAAUCAGUUAGUGUUUUUAUUGUUGUUAUUUUGAAGUCUUGUUUUUAUGGUAAAAUGUAUGUAUGAGGUAUUAGAGGUAGGCCUUAUUGCACAGGUUUGAAUUGUUUUGCACUGUUUUGAGGAGAUUUUGCUUUAAAGUUUUAAAAAAGGAAGCAAAGUUUGAAUUUGAAUCAGUGCUUGAGGAUUAAUAUUAAAACUCUCAGUAGUGAGAGAAAUGGGUUGAGCAUAGUGAGGGAUUUUAGGAUGUUUUAAUGGACUGGUGGCCUUGUCAAUUAUCCUUUUUAUAGGCGCUCUCGUUUCGAGGCCUGUGGCAGCAGAGGGCUAACUGAGGACUGAACACUUGGACUUCACAUCAUUCUGUUGCUGAAGAAAAAAAAAACACAUUUGAAGAGGGGAAAACAGAAAGCGAUGUGACGACAAAAAAAAAAAAAAGAGAAAAGCAUGGCACACAGAGAAACAGAAGUGAAAUGCUUCAUUAAAAAUUUCUCCUACUCAA
Messenger RNA from Chelmon rostratus (copperband butterflyfish), 3973 nucleotides. It is a transcript of the gene ctif, whose product is annotated as CBP80/20-dependent translation initiation factor. The record is from RefSeq and is a predicted model, not a curated record. Gene Ontology annotation, molecular function: translation activator activity; protein binding; RNA binding. Bases 203 to 2329 code for a protein of 708 amino acids. Gene Ontology annotation, biological process: regulation of translational initiation. Lineage: Eukaryota; Metazoa; Chordata; Actinopteri; Chaetodontiformes; Chaetodontidae. The transcript has 14 exons. Gene Ontology annotation, cellular component: cytosol.